Coniosporium apollinis CBS 100218 is the source of this 3114-nucleotide messenger RNA. Its product is annotated as minichromosome maintenance protein 4 (cell division control protein 54). Gene Ontology annotation, cellular component: MCM complex; nucleus. Bases 1 to 3114 code for a protein of 1037 amino acids. Gene Ontology annotation, biological process: double-strand break repair via break-induced replication; mitotic DNA replication initiation; DNA strand elongation involved in DNA replication. The record is from RefSeq and is a predicted model, not a curated record. The transcript is spliced from 3 exons. Gene Ontology annotation, molecular function: ATP binding; single-stranded DNA helicase activity; single-stranded DNA binding. Lineage: Eukaryota; Fungi; Ascomycota; Dothideomycetes.
AUGUCUUCGCCAGCGCAGCGACGCUCACAGCGCAACUCUGCAUCAGCGACACCGCGAAGGAGCGCCCGCAGCUCCCAAGUUCCCCCCAGCAGCCCCCUUAGCAACCGUAGCGCCGACGAUCAGCUUCGCUCAGAGGCGUCUGAUGCUUCACAACGGCAAGGUUCGCAAGCAACACCGAGAGCAGCAAGACUACAGCCAAAUGUCGCUGCUUCUUCCCCUCUCUUCUUCCGCUCGUCACCAGCCAAUGGCUCCGUCAAUGGCUCAGGGGCUGUCAAUGGAGCAGUCCCUAGCUCACCUACAAGGCAGCCUGCGAAUGGCACAGAUGGUGACCGGACGCCAAGAGCAUCUGGUAUCAAUGUCGGAGAAUCAUCUCCCAUCCGCUACGCCUCCAGCUCCAGCCCCCAGCGCGCCGCGAAUGCGCAGAGAUCAGAUGUGAUCCGAAGCAGCAGCAGCGCGCUUUUCGUGCGUUCCGGUUUCUCUGACGGCCCAGCGUCGUCGGCUCGCAAUCGGCGCAGUGAUAUCAAUUCAGACCUCCUCACAAACAACACGGGACGACGUCGACGACUCUUUGUAGACGAGAAUGGCAUGCCAGCGGGCAGCACUCUGUCGGAUACUGCGACCUUCUCCAACGUCGACCCGCAAACAUCGGAAGCUGAAGCGCUUGGCGGCACUGGCACCCAGCUCAUCUGGGGAACGAAUGUAUCGGUGAACGAUGCUUUGUUCGCAGCCAAGGACUUCCUGCGUAACUUCCAGAAUAAGUAUCGCCUGAUUCAAGAUGGCGAACUGGAGUCUAGCAGCCACCUGCCUGCAGAUCACCCUGGAAAUACAAAGCAAUACGUGGAGAUGAUGAACACGAUGCUCGAAUUGAGCGUGGAUAAUCUGAACUUGGACUGCCGCAAUUUGAAGUCUUACCCGCCUACGCGGAAGCUGUGGCAUCAGAUGCAAGCUUUCCCGAACGAGAUUAUUCCGAUUGUCGAUCUGGCAGUCAAGGAUGUUAUGGUCGAGCUCGCUGAGAAGCGGAUGAAUGAGCUUAGGGUGCAGGCAUCGCAGCAGGCUCAGAGAGACGCUCAUACUCGAGAUUCCAGCUCUAUGCCUCGGAUUCCAAGUUCUGACGCUCCGGAUGGUCAGACGGCUAGGCCGAACGGCGCUGCCUCCGGCCUUGCCGACAUUCAUGAUAUCGUUAGAGAGGUGGAGGGAAAGAUAUACAAGGUCCGGCCUUUCGGCUUAGACCAGACGAUCAACCUGCGGGAGCUCAACCCUGGUGACAUGGACAAGCUUGUCAGCAUCAAAGGUCUUGUCAUUCGUACGACUCCAAUCAUUCCGGACAUGAAGGACGCCUUUUUCCGCUGCGCUGCUUGCGGCCACACUAUUAAGGUCGACAUUGACCGCGGCAAGAUUGCUGAGCCCACAAGAUGCCCAAGAGAAGUUUGCAGCUCCUCCAAUUCUAUGCAGAUUGUGCACAACCGAUCUGGCUUCUCUGACAAGCAAGUCAUCAAGCUCCAAGAGACACCGGACAACGUCCCAGACGGCCAAACCCCGCAUUCCGUCUCACUGUGCGCGUACGACGACCUUGUCGAUGUCUGCAAAGCUGGUGACAGAGUCGAGGUCACGGGCAUCUUCAAAUGCACCCAAGUGCGCAUCAACCCGCGCCAACGCACCGUCAAGAACAUCUUCAAGACCUAUGUGGAUGUCCUUCAUAUCCAGAAAACCGACAAGCGACGCCUCGGCGCCGACGCCUCCACUCUUAAUGAAGAGCUCGCCGAGCAAGCCGCCGGCGGCCCAGAUGCGGUUCGCAAAGUGAGCGAGGAAGAAGAAGCUAGGAUCAGGGAGGUCGCCGCGCGACCCGACGUCUACGAGCUUCUGUCACGGUCUCUGGCUCCCAGCAUCUACGAGAUGGACGACGUGAAGAAGGGCAUCCUCCUGCAGCUCUUCGGCGGUACCAACAAAUCCUUCGAGAAGGGCGGCAGUCCAAGGUACCGCGGCGAUAUCAAUGUGCUGCUAUGCGGCGACCCUUCGACUUCAAAGUCCCAGCUCUUGCAGUACGUGCACAAGAUUGCUCCUCGCGGCGUCUACACGAGCGGCAAAGGCUCCUCCGCCGUCGGACUCACAGCAUACGUAACCCGCGAUCCCGAAACACGUCAGCUCGUCCUCGAGUCCGGGGCCCUGGUCCUCUCCGACGGCGGCGUCUGCUGCAUCGAUGAGUUCGACAAAAUGAGCGACGCCACACGUUCCGUUCUACACGAGGUAAUGGAACAACAAACCGUCUCGAUCGCUAAAGCCGGCAUCAUCACGACCCUCAACGCGCGCACCUCCAUCCUGGCCUCCGCCAACCCAAUCGGCAGCAAAUAUAACCCCGCGCUCCCCGUCCCGCAAAACAUCGACCUACCCCCCACGCUCCUCUCGCGCUUCGACCUCGUCUACCUCGUCCUCGAUCGCAUCGACGAAGCCAACGACCGCCGCCUCGCGCGCCAUCUCGUGAGCAUGUACCUCGAAGAUGCCCCCGCGAACGCUUCCGCGCUCGAAAUCCUGCCCGUCGAGUUCCUGACAGCUUACAUCUCGUACGCGCGGUCGCACGUGCAGCCCAAACUAACCCAGGCGGCCGCGAUGGCGCUGAGCGACGCCUACGUGGCGAUGCGGGCGCUCGGGGCGGAUGUGAGGGCGCAGGAGCGCCGUAUCACGGCCACGACGAGGCAGCUGGAGAGUAUGAUUCGGCUUGCGGAGGCGCAUGCGAAGAUGAGGCUUGCGACGGAGGUCACGGCUGAGGAUGUCGAGGAGGCUGUUAGGCUGAUUAAGAGCGCGCUCAAACAGGCGGCGACGGAUGCGCGGACGGGGUUAAUUGAUAUGGGAUUGUUGACUGAGGGCCAGAGCGCGAGCGAGAGGCGCAGGAAGAAGGAUCUGGCGGAGGCGGUUGUGGAGAUGUUGGAUGAGAUGACGAGAGGGGGUGGGGCUGUUAGGGUUGCGGAGGUGGUGAGGAGGGUUGGGGAGGGAAGUAGUAUUCAGGUGGAGGGGAAUGAGGUUAUGGAGGCCCUGAGGGCGCUGGAGGUUGAAGGGAGGGUGCAGCUUACGGGUGAGGGGGUGAGGAGAAUGGUUAGAAGGAUUACUGGGGUGGUUUAG